CUGCGGCGUAGGAGGCGGUCCAGACUAUAAAAGCGGCUGCCGGAAAGCGGCCGGCACCUCAUUCAUUUCUACCGGUCUCUAGUAGUGUAGCUUCGGCUGGUGUCAUCGCUGUCCUUCCUCCGCUGCCGCCCCCGUAAGGCUUCGCCGUUAUCGAGGCCAUUUCCAGCGACUCGUCGCACGCUUUUCUAUAUACUUCGUUCCCCGCCAACCGCAACCAUUGACGCCAUGUCGGGUUAUUCGAGUGACCGAGACCGCGGCCGGGACCGAGGGUUUGGUGCACCUCGAUUUGGAGGAAGUAGGGCAGGGCCCUUAUCUGGAAAGAAGUUUGGAAACCCUGGGGAGAAAUUAGUUAAAAAGAAGUGGAAUCUUGAUGAGCUGCCUAAAUUCGAGAAGAAUUUUUAUCAAGAGCACCCUGAUUUGGCUAGGCGCACAGCACAAGAGGUGGAAACAUAUAGAAGAAGCAAGGAAAUUACAGUUAGAGGUCACAACUGCCCGAAGCCAGUUCUAAAUUUUUAUGAAGCCAAUUUCCCUGCAAAUGUCAUGGAUGUUAUUGCAAGACAGAAUUUCACUGAACCCACUGCUAUUCAAGCUCAGGGAUGGCCAGUUGCUCUAAGUGGAUUGGAUAUGGUUGGAGUGGCACAGACUGGAUCUGGGAAAACAUUGUCUUAUUUGCUUCCUGCCAUUGUCCACAUCAAUCAUCAGCCAUUCCUAGAGAGAGGCGAUGGGCCUAUUUGUUUGGUGCUGGCACCAACUCGGGAACUGGCCCAACAGGUGCAGCAAGUAGCUGCUGAAUAUUGUAGAGCAUGUCGCUUGAAGUCUACUUGUAUCUAUGGUGGUGCUCCUAAGGGACCACAAAUACGUGAUUUGGAGAGAGGUGUGGAAAUCUGUAUUGCAACACCUGGAAGACUGAUUGACUUUUUAGAGUGUGGAAAAACCAAUCUGAGAAGAACAACCUACCUUGUCCUUGAUGAAGCAGAUAGAAUGCUUGAUAUGGGCUUUGAACCCCAAAUAAGGAAGAUUGUGGAUCAAAUAAGACCUGAUAGGCAAACUCUAAUGUGGAGUGCGACUUGGCCAAAAGAAGUAAGACAGCUUGCUGAAGAUUUCUUGAAAGACUAUAUUCAUAUAAACAUUGGUGCACUUGAACUGAGUGCAAACCACAACAUUCUUCAGAUUGUGGAUGUGUGUCAUGACGUAGAAAAGGAUGAAAAACUUAUUCGUCUAAUGGAAGAGAUCAUGAGUGAGAAGGAGAAUAAAACCAUUGUUUUUGUGGAAACCAAAAGAAGAUGUGAUGAGCUUACCAGAAAAAUGAGGAGAGAUGGGUGGCCUGCCAUGGGUAUCCAUGGUGACAAGAGUCAACAAGAGCGUGACUGGGUUCUAAAUGAAUUCAAACAUGGAAAAGCUCCUAUUCUGAUUGCUACAGAUGUGGCCUCCAGAGGGCUAGCCCGUACCUUCUUGGGAAUACAAUUGUCUAACUUUUUAUUUUUGGUCUGGCUGUUGUGGUGUGCAAAACUCCGUACAUUGCUAUUUUGCCACACUGCAACACCUUACAGAUGUGGAAGAUGUGAAAUUUGUCAUCAAUUAUGACUACCCUAACUCCUCAGAGGAUUAUAUUCAUCGAAUUGGAAGAACUGCUCGCAGUACCAAAACAGGCACAGCAUACACUUUCUUUACACCUAAUAACAUAAAGCAAGUGAGCGACCUUAUCUCUGUGCUUCGUGAAGCUAAUCAAGCAAUUAAUCCCAAGUUGCUUCAGUUGGUCGAAGACAGAGGUUCAGGUAAGGAUGACUGAUAGGAAAUGUUGGUAGUUACGAGUCACAUCGUUGUCUACAAAUCCAUUUAAAUGGUAUUGGAGGGUGAGUAAAACCUUGAAUGUGAAAACUUAAGCUGAAAAAUUGUAAAAACAUUUCUUGCCUACCAUGAAUAGAUCUGUUUCUUUCUGUCCACAAUGAUUUGUGUUAUAGACAUAAUUGAUCAAUUUGCAAUUGUUUUCUUGACAGGUCGUUCCAGGGGUAGAGGAGGCAUGAAGGAUGACCGUCGGGACAGAUACUCUGCGGGCAAAAGGGGUGGAUUUAAUACCUUUAGAGACAGGGAAAAUUAUGACAGAGGUUACUCUAGCCUGCUUAAAAGAGAUUUUGGGGCAAAAACUCAGAAUGGUGUUUACAGUGCUGCAAAUUACACCAAUGGGAGCUUUGGAAGUAAUUUUGUGUCUGCUGGUAUACAGACCAGUUUUAGGACUGGUAAUCCAACAGGGACUUACCAGAAUGGUUAUGAUAGCACUCAGCAAUACGGAAGUAAUGUUCCAAAUAUGCACAAUGGUAUGAACCAACAGGCAUAUGCAUAUCCUGCUACUGCAGCUGCACCUAUGAUUGGUUAUCCAAUGCCAACAGGAUAUUCCCAAUAAGACUUUAGAAGUAUAUGUAAAUGUCUGUUUUUCAUAAUUGCUCUUUAUAUUGUGUGUUAUCUGACAAGAUAGUUAUUUAAGAAACAUGGGAAUUGCAGAAAUGACUGCAGUGCAGCAGUAAUUAUGGUGCACUUUUUCGCUAUUUAAGUUGGAUAUUUCUCUACAUUCCUGAAACAAUUUUUAGGUUUUUUUUGUACUAGAAAAUGCAGGCAGUGUUUUCACAAAAGUAAAUGUACAGUGAUUUGAAAUACAAUAAAUGAAGGCAAUGCAUGGCCUUCCAAUAAAAAAUAUUUGAAGACUGAA
Gorilla gorilla gorilla (western lowland gorilla) is the source of this 2704-nucleotide messenger RNA. It is a transcript of the gene DDX5, whose product is annotated as DEAD-box helicase 5. Gene Ontology annotation, molecular function: RNA helicase activity; ATP binding; nucleic acid binding. Lineage: Eukaryota; Metazoa; Chordata; Mammalia; Primates; Hominidae. The record is from RefSeq and is a predicted model, not a curated record. The transcript is spliced from 12 exons. Bases 226 to 1584 code for a protein of 452 amino acids.